AGCUCAAUAGCGAGCUGCUGAGGCGUCCAGUGGCAUAGAUUCAUAAGUCCGUCAGCGAGGUUUUAACUCUCCUCUUGUAAAGGCUUCGUACACAGGCUUCAGUAGGGAACGCGUGUCCAGCGUCACUGCAAUCAUGCUCGAGGUUUUCAUUUACACAACUAGCAUUGACGACUCAGUUAACUGACAAUUUAAGUGGAUAUAUGUAAGCUUGAGUGCUCUUUCCUUAUAGCACCGGUCAGUGUUUACUCAUCUCAUUUAAAUCUGGUACCUUAUGUAUUGAUGACCAACUCCAUAGAACUAGCGAGUAGAUAGAUUAUCAGCUGACGACAUGUACGAUGGUGUCCCUGUAAGCUGGUCUCGUGUCUUAUGAUCUAGUGAUGGAGAGAGUUUACACAAAAAACCAGCAAUGUUAGUAACAGGUGUCACACACGCAUGGCACCCAGUGCAACGGCAUAUCGGAAAACCUUAACAUACUCGUCGUGCUCAGGAUGUAGAUUAUCGUACGCUUUACCUGUUUAAAAAAGCUUUACAAAGAGGAUUUCCCACCAUGUUGUAAGAUAGUUAAAAAUAAGUGUGUAUUACUGUAUUACUAGCUGUGUGUUUUCGUGCCAAAUAUAGAACGCAAUGGAACGCAUCUUUGAAUACGUUUCCCGUACCUGCUAGAUCGAGAUACAUCACGCGAAGGUGUAAAUCUCUGCUGUUAAUUCAUUAUCUCUUAAUCUUUAUAGCUGGAUUUUAAGUCACGACUGUAAAGGUGUGCAAGCUGGAGAGCUUUUCCAUCGAGAACAUUUGUGUGGAUUUCGAGGAUGACAACGAAGUCGACCGUCGGAAAGGAUGCGGGAAAACUAACAGUAACGGACGGAUAAGAUGCUCAGGUUUCCUCUGCAGUAUGGACGUGUUUUCAAUGAUCAAACAGACCAUCACUUCGGAAGACUCAAACCCAAUCACGAAAUAUUUCGAAAUUGGGCGCCAAGUUGGUAGCUACGGACCAGAAAUGGUCUGGAAAAUAUACGAUGCUGUUAGAAAAGAGGAUAAAAAGGAAGCAUCGGUGUGUAUCUUCGAGAAAAAGAUUGCCGACAAGCUCCACAAACCGAGGAGAAGGGAGACAGUAACAGAGAUUUUACGACAAGGCGUCCAGCUUCUCGAGAAGUUUAAACACCCUCGAUUACUGGGUAUCUUACAUCCCCUGGAGGAAAGUCAUAACAGCCUUGCAUUUGCCACGGAACCGUUGUUUGCCAGUCUUGCCAACGUGCUAGGCCGUUACGACAGGAUACCAACGCCUGCUCCACCGGAAAUAAGGGAUUAUGAAUUCCUGGACUAUGAAAUACAGUACGGUAUACUACAGAUCACAGAGGCCUUAUGUUACCUUCACGCUGUGGAGCAGAUGGUUCACAAGAAUGUAUGUCCACAAUCUAUCCUCAUCACCAAGAGAGGCACGUGGAAACUGUCGGCCCUGUGCUUCGCCGAGACAGUGCGUGAUGGAAAGGAUUCUGUGAUUUGUCAUCCCUGGAGUACUAAAGUGCCUAAAAUGGCUCAGCCUGAUUUGAACUACAUAGCCCCUGAGACCCAAAACUCAAAAUACUGCUACUUUUUAAGUGAUAUGUUUGCUCUCGGAAUGGUCAUAUGCACUAUAUUCAAUACUGGUACACCACUUAUAGAGGCGGAACAUAACACAACUACCUAUCAAAAACAGCUAGAAUUCAUCACGGAAAAGUUCAGUGACGUCGCUCACCGGAUGCCCCUCCCCCUUGUAGAGCCUGUAGAAAAGAUGAUUAAUAAAGAUCUCCGAUACCGCCCGACAGCUCAGCUUUUUUGUUUGUUAAAAUAUUUCAACGAUCCCAUCCUUAGAAGUUUACAACAGUUAGAUAAUAUAGAUAUAAUGGAUUAUUGCCAGAGAGCUGAAGUGUACGCGUUUAUAGCACAAGUCAUCCCCAGUAUACCGAAAAAAAUAUUAUAUCGCCAUGUCUUCCCCGCCCUUUGCCUUGAAUGCUCAACAGCCGACACAAUCACCAGUGCAUUAUCUCCCCUGCUAACCCUUAUCGACUACGCCACACGGGAGGAAUACGUGGAGAAGAUCCUGCCCUUUUUCAGACUCAUCAUGAACUCGCCUAAACCAGUUCAGGCGACAGUGUACAUACUAGACAAACUGGACACGGUGCUGAUGAAAAGUCCAGCGGAUGAAAUACGGUCAGAGGUUUUACCAUUCGUCUUCAACAGCUUGGAGUCCAACUCAUUACAGGCACAGGAGGCAGCUCUAAAUGCAAUUGGUAUUAUCAAAGAAUACUUAGACGAUAGUGUGAUGAGAAAUAUGGUGCUACCUCGGGCAAAAGCUCUCUACCACAAAGGAAGCAAUGUGAGGGUGCGACUGAAUGCGUUGUCUUGCAUAGACUACUUGCUUGAUAGCCUGAACAAGAUGAUAAUACUGGACGAGGUGUUACCCUUCCUGACUGAUAUCACAGGUCAUGACCCGGAUAUCGUGAUGGCAGUGGUCGGUAUUUAUAAGCACAUGUUAAGUGACAAAAAAUUUGGCCUCACCCAUAAUCUAAUAGCGACAAAGGUGAUGCCUCCCCUCAUUCCGCAUACCGUAAACCCUGGCCUUAGUAUGGAAAAGUUCAGUGCACUAAUGGAAGUUCUCAGAGAGAUGCUGGAGCAGAUUGACAGAAAACGUCGCAAUAAGAUGCAGGAAGAGACUUCGGCUGUACCACUUCCAAAAAGGGGGUCAAUAUGCAUGCCACUGGUUGACGGUAAGACUAAGGACGAAAAAUCGAGCACGUCAACUUCAUCUCGAAUCUUUUUGACUGUUGAAAAUAGUGGAAUGUCAAAAAGUCGCACAGAGCAAUCUCUGUCCAAGUUGUCCCUGAUUGGUCUCGACAGAUCACGUGAACAAUUAGCCGCUCUGACGUCCGCAGCUCCAAGCAGUCCUGAUAUGCAGCAUGUAAAAGACGAUAAAUUGUCCCUCAAUCCGGAAAAAGAAAACCAGCGCCGGUUCAGUUUGAUCCCGCCAGCAGGAGGGACACCAGGAAUCAGCCUCAUCUCGGACGAAAGUCCCUGCUCGGAUCGGCCACGACGUCCGAGUACACAGAGCCUCGGACAGUUUACACUACCUGUAAGUUGGUUUGGAGAGUAUCGCCGUGGGUCUUCUGACUCCUCCCGGAGAUCCUCCACUGAAAAACCGCGCCGUCCCAGCACUCAUAGUGUUGGCAUUUUACCGAUUAGUAUGUUCGGCGAGGGUGGGGAGAAGCCCCGCAAAACGAGCACACAUAGUCUUGGAAUAUUUCCCCUAGGCGGUUUUGACGACGAUCCUUAUGGUUAUACUGACCCCCGACAGCGCCGAACAAGUGCUGGUCCCUUCAUCACGCCCGAGUUUGAGAGGAAGAACAGCCGUGGAAGUUUAUUUGGGUUUGGCGAUAACAAAGGAGGACAGAGACGAGCAAGUUUUCAGGCACUAGGCGAAAGCGUGAUGCAGUUGUUUUCCAGUAAAUGACCAGAUUCGUACUGCCGCCUGUUCUUAUAACUGUAUCAGCAUAAUGCCGCAGCUCUCUUCAUUUCCAUUGGAACAUGUGUACGUCAAGACUGAAGUACACCACCAAGUACAUCCACCAAGUACACUCACCAACGACGUAUUCUGCAUUCACACAGGAGCGUUGACAUUUUGUGUAGGUGUCACAUUACAGUUGUUUAGAUAUUCUGGACGUAAAACUGACAGCAAGAAAUGUUAACUUAAAAAAAAAUAUGUAUAUGACUCUUAUAUACGAAAAGAUUUCACACUCUACUAGAACCCUUCGCCAAUUACUGGUAUAACUAUUUAUCAUCACGAUGAUGUAAUUCUGUAUUUGUUCUGUACGGAUGUCUUAAUUUAUCAGGAACAUUUGGCCUUCCAUAUUUACGUAUUCCGUUUCCAGCAAAGAUUAUGAAAUAUCAAAGUGUUUUAGUUGAAUAUCAUGCAUGCAUAUUAUGUGUCAUGAUUGUCUGACAGGUGUGAAAAUGUGUUAAUGCAGAUUUUGUAUCGAGUCUGCACGCGAGAAGUAUAUGAGACAAACAUUAAAAUUAGAAUAAGAAUCAAGAUCAUCGUUCUCCUGGAGACCUUACAUACUUUUAGAUCAAGGUUGAUUUCAGCUGAUCAUAAUAGCGUUCUUUGGGAGUUUAAGGAAAGUGAUAUUCAAUUGACCUCGAAGUAUGAGUAUUGUGUGUACAUACAUUAACGAGAAUUUAGCUAAAAUGGUACAGAAAUGUUAUAGAAUUAGCCGAGGUGACAGAUACUUUAGCAACAAUAAUAGUGUAUUUAGCUAAUCUAAUAUAAUUUUUGUAACUUUUAUAUUGGCUUUAAAUAUAUCUGUUAUUUUUAUGACUACAUUAGAUAAACCAUGGUAUGGGUGUAACCACGCGGACUCAUGGCGGCUUCAUAUAUACGCUUACUUGAGACAACUGCCGAUAGCAUUGUUACCGUCUUAGAAUGGUGGAUCAUAUUGAAAACGUUGUCGAGAUCUUACAUGUACUGUUAUAUGUUGUGUGAGCGAGACCUAAUUCAUACAGGAAAUGUUAUCCAUGAGGGAUGUAUUUUAUAUCACACCACUUAUAAGGUUAUAUUUAGUACCAUCUUAUAUAAUUAUUGUUUUUUUGGUUUUCGUAUUUUACGUAAAACAUGUGACAUUCUAAACAGCUGAUAAUAAUACUAAUUAAAAUGAACUUUAAAAGAGUGCAGAUAUUGUUGGGACGACACCUAAAUAUG
Molecule: messenger RNA, 4729 nt
Organism: Pecten maximus
Lineage: Eukaryota; Metazoa; Mollusca; Bivalvia; Pectinida; Pectinidae
Product: SCY1-like protein 2
Exons: 20
Coding region: 890-3484 (864 amino acids)
Biological process (GO): protein phosphorylation
Molecular function (GO): ATP binding; protein kinase activity
Source: RefSeq, a predicted model, not a curated record